AUGACAGAGAUUCAGAAGAACCUCGUUGCCUCAAACGAAAAAUAUGCCUCAAACUUCGACAAGGGACAUCUCGCGCUUCCCCCAGCGAAGAAGUAUCUCAUUCUAACAUGUAUGGACGCCCGUAUYGAUCCCGCCGCAGCCUUUGGAAUAGAAUUAGGUGACGCUCACGUCAUUCGAAACGCUGGCGGCAAUGCGAAAGACGGCCUUCGAUCGGUGCUGAUUUCGCAACAUCUGCUCGGGACUCGCGAGAUCAUCUUGAUCAAGCAUACGGGCUGUGGAAUGCUCACUUUCGCCAACGCGGAUGCGCUGAAGGUCGUCGCUGGCAACGUUGGCGCUGGAGUUCUUGCUAGCACAUUUGAUUUUCAGCCUUUCCCUGAUUUAGAGCAGGCUGUCAGGGAUGAUGUGGAAUGGUUGAAGAAACACAGUGCUUUGCCCCAGCCAGUGACAGUAUCUGGAUGGGUGUAUGAAGUCGAGACUGGCAAGACGAAGCAGAUUGUGUAG
This is a messenger RNA of Ramularia collo-cygni, 501 nucleotides long. Its product is annotated as related to carbonic anhydrase. Gene Ontology annotation, molecular function: zinc ion binding; carbonate dehydratase activity. The transcript is spliced from 3 exons. The record is from RefSeq and is a predicted model, not a curated record. The coding region runs from base 1 to 501 and encodes 166 amino acids. NCBI's taxonomy places the organism in Eukaryota, Fungi, Ascomycota, Dothideomycetes, Mycosphaerellales, Mycosphaerellaceae.